This is a messenger RNA of Verticillium alfalfae VaMs.102, 1269 nucleotides long. RefSeq names its product NAPE-hydrolyzing phospholipase D. Bases 1 to 1269 code for a protein of 422 amino acids. The record is from RefSeq and is a predicted model, not a curated record. Gene Ontology annotation, cellular component: cytoplasm; membrane-bounded organelle. The transcript has 2 exons. Gene Ontology annotation, molecular function: zinc ion binding; N-acylphosphatidylethanolamine-specific phospholipase D activity. Gene Ontology annotation, biological process: N-acylethanolamine metabolic process; N-acylphosphatidylethanolamine metabolic process. NCBI's taxonomy places the organism in Eukaryota, Fungi, Ascomycota, Sordariomycetes, Glomerellales, Plectosphaerellaceae.
AUGUCAAUCGGCAAGCUGCGAAGUCUCUUCCGUUCAUUCAAAGCCCAAGCUACUCCAUCCACGUCCCACGGUCUGAUCCGUUCCUCUGCACCCAUGGCUGCCGUCGCUCUGGCCGUGGCCUCCUACACAUCCUCCAUCACAAAGCUGCCGGAGUCCACCGACACACCCGAAGAUGCUCGCGCCAAGCCUCACCAUGUCACGAAGAACGGAUCCAUUGUGCACUUUAAAAACCCCCACCCUUCAUAUCAAAAGUUGAACCCUGUUAGAGACAUCGUCUGGCCGACACUCAAGGGCGAUCUCAAAACCCCGGACACGUCUCCGCCUACUGUGAAUGUUGUGCCGCCCAAAUUCUUGCCAACACGGCACGCUUCAGACAAGCUGCGCGCGACGUGGCUAGGCCAUGCCUGUUACUACGUCGAGUUUCCAUCCGGCCUCCGCGUCCUUUUUGAUCCCGUUUUUGAGGAUCGAUGCUCGCCCUUCUCCUUCCUCGGCCCCAAACGCUUUACCCCAAAGCCUUGCGAGCUCAGCGAUAUCCCCUUCGUCGAUGCUGUUGUCAUCAGCCACAGCCACUACGACCACCUGUCGCACACGUCGGUUCUUGAGCUGCAGAAGCACAACCCCAAAGCUCACUUCUUUGUCGGCCUCGGCUUGGAGUCCUGGUUCAAGUCAGCUGGCCUCAAGAACGUCACCGAGCUCGACUGGUGGGACAGUGCUGACCUGACCCUGACCCUUGACAAGACCAACGAGAAGACGGACAGCCCCGAGACCAUCAGCGCCACCAUCUCCUGCCUCCCCUGCCAGCACACCUCGGCUCGCACCCUCUGGGACACGGACACGACUCUCUGGUGCUCUUGGGCCGUCAAGACUGGCGGUCGCUCUGUUUGGUUCGGCGGCGACACGGGCUACCGCAUGGUGCCCCGGGACGGCAUGGACCUCGACAGCCCUGAGUUCAAGGCUCUGCCCACCUGCCCUCAGUUCAAACAGAUCGGUCAGCACCGAGGUCCGUUUGACCUUGGCCUGAUUCCCAUUGGCGCGUACUACCCGCGCGUCGCCUUCUCGAGCAUGCACGCGAAUCCCUACGACUCUGUUGAGAUCUUCCGCGACACACGUUGCCAGCGCGCCAUGGGCAUCCACUGGGGCACCUGGGCUCUGACCAUGGAGGAAGUCCUCGAACCGCCCAAAUUGCUGCAGAAGGCUAUGGAGUGGCAGGGUCUUCCCGCCAAGGGUGUGUUCGAUGUAUGUGAUAUUGGAGAGAGCCGGGAGUUCUGA